Messenger RNA from Cyprinodon tularosa, 3262 nucleotides. It is a transcript of the gene gfra4b, whose product is annotated as GDNF family receptor alpha 4b. The transcript has 8 exons. Gene Ontology annotation, cellular component: signaling receptor complex; external side of plasma membrane. Gene Ontology annotation, biological process: nervous system development. The record is from RefSeq and is a predicted model, not a curated record. Lineage: Eukaryota; Metazoa; Chordata; Actinopteri; Cyprinodontiformes; Cyprinodontidae. The coding region runs from base 348 to 1631 and encodes 427 amino acids. Gene Ontology annotation, molecular function: signaling receptor activity.
UCCUGCCUCCUCCUCCUCCUCCUCAGCUCAGUGCGCUCAGCAUCUCUCCAGCAGCAGACUCAAGGACUUCAGCGACCACGUAGAUGCGCAACAGAAGGCUCCCAAUCGUCCAGCGAGCAGGACAGUUUCCACUUUGCAACAUCCCGCAUGGCUUUGCCUUUGCGCAAAAACGUGACACUGAAAGCGGCUUGGAAGGUACUUACGGGACUCUAAGAUAUAAUUAAAAGGAAAAAAAAACAACUCUUAACAGAGUGGUUGAGGAGGAAAUAAUAGUGCAACAAGGAUUCCCAAAUGCGCAGAAGGAAUAUCCUGCUGUAGGUGUUAAAGCUCUGAGGCAGAAGCUGAAUAUGGAUCAGUGGGGAGUUUAUCUGUCUUUACUCCUAACUUUUGCCCUGUCAGAUGUUAUACUGGCUGGCACAGACUGCUUGGUGGCUGGAGACUCGUGCUCCAGUGAUGAGACAUGUAGUCCGCGCCUACGCACUCUGCGGCAGUGUGUGGCCGGCGACGGCAGCAUGAAGCUUGGCCCCAGUGCCAAAAGCCAAUGUGCCAACGCAGUGUCUGCCCUCCUGUCCAGUCCCUUACGUGGCUGCCAGUGCAAACGAGGAAUGAAGAAGGAAAAAAACUGUCUCAGCAUCUACUGGAGUCUUCAUCAGUCCAUCAUUCAUGGACUGAACCUCGUGGAGAGUUAUCCCUAUGAGACGGUGUACAGGGAUUAUGAUUAUGUCCGCUUGGCUUCGAUUACAGCAGACUCGGAAGUUGGCAUGAAAACUGUGAAUCGCUGCCUGGAUGCAGCCAAGGCUUGCAACGUGGACGAAUUGUGCCAGAAGCUGCGCACUGAAUACGUCUCCACUUGCAUCAAACCUACUUCCAAAUCAGGCUUGUGCAACCGGCCUAAAUGCAACAAGGCCCUGCGCAAGUUCUUUGACCGAGUACCUGUCGACUACACACACGAACUGCUUUUCUGCCCUUGUACAGACACUGCAUGUGCAGAGCGUCGAAGGCAGACCAUUGUACCAAGCUGUUCCUAUGAAAAUGGGGAAAAACCCAAUUGCAUUAUACAGAUGAAGAAUUGUCAUGCAGACUAUGUAUGCAGGUCUCGUCUGGCACAGUUUAAGUUUGAUUGCGAACCAUCAGAAACAUCUGCCAAUGGCUGCAAGCAGGAGAACUAUGGAGCGUGUCUCAGCGCCUACACAGGGCUUAUAGGAAGUACAAUUACUCCCAACUAUGUCGACAACUCUACAUCCAACGUGGCUCCAUGGUGCUCCUGCUCAUCGUCUGGGGAGGCGAGGGAUGAAUGUGAUCACUUCCUGGGACUUUUCACAGACAACAGCUGUCUCCAAAAUUCUCUGAAGAUGUUUGGGAAAGAAUUGGAGCAGCAAACACUGCUCAGUACAACAAGCAACAACAGAGAAGACGAUCAAAGCAGCACUUCUCAGCCACAUUCCAUUGAAACUAUAAGGAACAUUCUGGAAAAAGUAAUACCUACACAGGCUCUGGGAAACAAACUCCUGGUUGGCCAUGGCACUCUUCCCUCCAACAGUCUCCCAAACUUGGCCCCAACUCCCAGCCAAAUGCUUCAGGGUGCCUUCAGCAUUCUGUUGUUGUUCCUCCAUUGCAUCUGCAGAUAUUAAAUAUUACCGGGAAACUUGCUAAGGACCCUUUAAACAGAUGGAAGAACCAGAAGAAAAUUGACCUUUGCUAUUAUUCCUUUGCCUAAACAUGAACAGUUUUCCUUUUCAUUACUGUAUCAAAACAGACUAAAUCCAAACAAGUGGGGAGCCUUCUGCAGUCUGGAGACAGUAUGUACAUUUGUACAACAUGUGGUAAAACAAGCUGAAAUGCAAACACGGUUUUGGGACUAACCCAGCUUUAUUAUAAUACUACAUAUAACACAGAUAUGUGUGACACUGUACCAUUUGAUGAAUCAUAUACCUGUAAAGAUGUAUUCGUUUUUGAAAUAACAAAAGGGAUAUACUAUAUCUGAAGGACAUCAGUGAACUCUGUGUCUGCACUAUUCUGUGCUUCAACUGCCCUGGAAAUGCUGGAGAAGAUGGAGUUUACCACUCUCUAUUUGCAGAAUAUGGAACUUUAUUUCUUAAAGAUACUGCAAAAGAGGUAAACCAGAUUUUGUGUACACACACUGAACUAAAGUACACAUGUUAUAUCGAGAAUGAUUUAGAAAACAAGACUAAUUCUGAUUCCCAUCUCUGUCAACACAGCAGACUUUUGUUACAGGUCUUUACAUCAAGCCUGUUCUGUUUUGGUGAUAACACAUCUGUUCAUAGAACACAUAGGUCUUUGGUCUUUAUCUGUAAAAAUAUGUUGUGGGACUAAAAGGAAACAACCAGAACACAAUAAUUGUACCUGUAGCUGCUAUGCCUUGUGUUUGUGACUGUAACGCCCUUUUAUUUUAGUGAUCGUUCUCUGCUUUUUCUGCCAAAGAAUAAAGUGAACAAAUUUGACAUGUUCAGUUGUUAUCAACACCAAGAUAAAGUAUCUUAGAGUUUUGGUAGUAAAUAUUGAUUCUGUGUUUCUUUUUUUGUUUUUUGUGUCCGGUUGAAAUUAUAUGAAAUAGAAGAAAAGAUAAAUGCUUAAUUUCUUUGUUGGAAAAUAGCAGAAGCAAGGUGAAGCCGACAGCAGAAACAUGUCGGGCAUGUUAUGAAUUGGCAACAAACAGAAAAGCUUAAUGCCUGUCCAGAAAGAGAGCAGAAUUAAGCUAAUGUUGAAAAUAUAGGCGGAAAUGUAUUAAAUUAACAGAAUCAGAAAAGAAAUUAGCAAGACAAACAUGAAUCUCAUCUGGUUGAAGAAAUAAAAGUUUAGGAUAAGGUUAUUGACUAAAUGUUGAAUAAUGUAUUGAAUGAGCAGCUUAGUGCUACAUAAGAAGCUUGAUUAGAGUGUAGAAAAGUUGAAGUAAUGUAAAAUAUGAACAGAGAAUUACUUAAGAAAUAAGCUAAACGUGGAAACAAAAACUUUGGUAAAGUAUUAGGAAUGAGCAAUAGUAAAAGCCUUCCUGAAAAUAGAGGAAUCAGAAAGAAGCAAAUGGCAGAAGCAUGGCUGAUUAUAGAUUAAAAAACAACAAACUCUUAAGUUUAGAAAUGCAAUACAUGCCACUGCACUCUAUGAGCUAAUACUUUAAUAGAUACAAUCCAACUGCAUGGCAACAUUUCUUUAAUAUGAGUGCUAGAGGCUGAGGCUUUUUCACAGAAUCAACACUUUCAUGUGCCCAAACAUUUCUGCCAAGAAGGCUAAACCGUAAAUGAUU